UAACGUCAACAGGACUCCUGUAUGGUGCGUGUGCGCAUGUGCAUGUUGAGCGCUGUUUAUGUUGGAGUGUGUAUGUUUGAGUGUGCUCCACCACCUCAACAUACUACGCACUUUACGAACCGACCGCGCGGACACCGAGAUGGCCGCAGCCGCCCCGAAUCCAGAGGACGCCAGCCGAAACAGCGGCGGGCCGAGCACUGCAAGCGCUCUUGCGGGAGACGGAGAGUCUGAGGAGGCCGAGGAGUUUGCCUCCGCGACCCACUGUUCGGAGCUCUCCCGGCGGCAGAACGAGCAGCGGAAGCUCGGGCUCUUCUGUGACGUGACGCUGGCGUUCAGCAGCGCCCCGGGAGCCGCCAACAGCUUCGAAUUCAGCGCCCACCGCUCAGUCUUGGCUGCGGCAACAGAUUAUUUCACACCGCUGCUCGGAGGUCAGUUUUCGGAGUCGGUGACGCGGCGGGUGGAGAUGAAGGAGUGGAGCAGCGAGGCAGGCCUCGACCAGGAGACGGUGGAAAGCGUCAUCCAGUUUAUGUACACGGGCGAAAUACGAGUGAGCACUGCUAACGUGCAUGAGGUUCUGGAGCUAGCGGACCGGUUCUUGCUCGUGCAGUUGAAGGAUUUUUGUGGAGAAUUUCUCAAGAGGAAGCUCAGCCUGGGAAACUGUGUGGCAGUCCAUAGCCUUGCACACAUGUACACUUUGGAUCAGCUGGCCUUACGGGCUGCUGACAUGAUUCGUCGCAACUUCCACAAAGUCAUCCAGGAUGAUGAAUUUUACACGCUUCCGUUCCACCUGGUCAGAGACUGGCUGUCAGAUGCAGAGAUUACAGUUGACUCAGAGGAGGUUUUGUUUGAUGCAGUGGUCAAAUGGGUUCAGAAGAACUCAGAAGAACGGGUAAAGUACUUUGAGGAGCUUUUUCGUCUUCUCAGGCUGCCGCAGAUAAAGCCAACGUACCUUACAAGAGUUGUGAAGAAUGAGCCUUUGGUCGCACAAAACGCAGCCUGCCUACAGCUCGUGUCAGAGGCUGUGGAGGGUCAUGCGAUCCGCUUUGAGAACCUCAAAUCUGCAGAUACAGAGUUCUGGGCCUCAUACAUGGCUACAUUCCAACCAAGAUUUGGCCAGAACAUGGACGUCAUCAUGGUGGUUGGCGGGGUCUCUGAAGGAGGUGACUACCUGAGUGAGUGCGUAGGUUACUUCGUAUACGAAGACCGUUGGGUCAAUUUGCCACACAUCCAUAACCAUCUGGAUGGUCACGCUAUUGCAGCCACUGAUACGCAUGUAUACGUAGCUGGAUCCAUGGAACCAGGAUUUGCCAAGACAGUGGAGCGCUACAAUCCAAAUCGCAACACCUGGGAACAAGUGAGCAACCUCACCACACGCAAGCAUUCCUUUGGCCUCACUUGUAUCAAAAAUAUUCUGUAUAGUAUUGGUGGUCAUGGCAACUUCAGCCCUGGCUUUAAGGAUGUGAGUGUUUACGAACCUGACCAAGACAAGUGGCACAACCUAGAAUCUGCCCCUAAGAUUUUGAGAGAUGUCAAGGCCAUUAGUGUCGAAGAUCGAUACGUUUAUGUCACAGCACGAACGCCCAUAGAUACUGACAGCGAUGAUGGGUUGAAGACGGUGACUACUCGCUACGACACCGACAGUCGGCAAUGGCAAGAAGUUGACUCUUUACCGCUUAUCGACAACUACUGCUUGUUCCAAAUGGCUGUAGCGUCGACUAACUUCUACCACACGGCUUCUUGCUGUCCUAAGAGUUACACCAACGUGCGUGACGAUGUAGCUCGACAGAAGAUCAGCGCUAGGAUAUCUGAUGAUAUUCUUGAAAGCCUUCCCCCAGAGGUUACUAGUAUUGAGGGUGCUGCUAUCUGCUAUCUUGGCGAUGAUGUGUUUGUGAUCGGUGGCUGGAAGAACAGUGAUGAUGUGGAUAAGCAGUAUCGCAAGGAAGCAUACCGUUAUUGUGCCGAACGCAAGCGCUGGAUGCUUCUGCCGCCCAUGCCUCAGCCACGCUGCCGUGCCACAGCAUGUCACGUUCGCAUUCCCUACCGCUUUCUAUAUGGUUGUCAGCGUUACCCAAUGCCACAGAAUUUGGCACGCCAGAGGGACCGUAUGCAGCAAAUGCAACAGUUACAUCGUCGCACGUUAACUCUACGCAGGCAGUUACAAUCACAGAUUGAAUGCUGAGAGUCCUUGUUGCUCAGAAAAACUGCUACAAAAAUCAUGAAAAUAGUGUCUUCAGCAUUCCCAUGAUCCCAUUCUUAAGAUGUGUAUUAUUUGUUUACUUGUGACAUUUCAUCACUGGGAGAGUGAGUGAAAUGGCUGAAGCUAGUAAAGAGAGUAUUUUCAAGCUGACUUUGUAUAAUGGAAUCAUAUAAAUAUGUAAAAAAGAUAAGUUUGUAAAUAUCUGUACACAUGAAACUUUGUUUCAUGGCCUUGCAUGAAUUUGCCUUAUUCCUGCUUUCGGCAAGUUGCAGAAUGCUGCACAUUGUUAAUUUAUCUAGAGUCAUAACAUUCCAUGUGGUGGUGGUUGCCCUGCUACAUUUGUGGGUUUUCAGGUUGUUUGUUUUGCAGGGAGUGACGUGUUCAACCAUUUUUGAACAAACCGUUAAUAAGAACCACUGCAUCUUCAUUCCCUUCACUUGUUAAUUGCUUAUUCCUGGUCUUAAUUGUGAUUUUAUUUGUUUUGCACUUAAAUACAAUUCUUUCACAGUCUUUGUUUAUAUGUUCAUAAAUGCAUUCUUCACAACUACAAGCACUUAAUUCCAGCAUUAGCGCUUGUCUUAAUCUUUAAUCUUAGUGUUUUAUAUUGAUUUAUAUUUGUUCUUUUUCAACUUUUAAGCACAGGGAAUAAAGACAGUUAUGGCAUCAGUUAUUGACACAUGAAGGCUACACCUAAAAAAAAAAUCUGAAUAUAGUCAAUGAUUCAUUACCUCAAGGGCAGGACCUUGCAAACUGUUACUUAAAAAUAAUUUUUUAUUGGUGUUAUGCCAGUUUGAGAUCUCUCACUGUCCUUGUUUUAUUUUUUUCGUUCAUACAUGGUUUUUAGCCACGUCAUAGACAUCAGCUUGUGUUCUGUCAUGCGAUGCCUGUCAAGAAUUAUGUUAACAUUACCUAUCAGUCAACUGUAGUUGUCCAUUCCAGUUUUAAUAAGGCACCUACUGAUGGUACCCGUGCUGCAUCAUAGUCUUUGUUAUAUAUAUAUAUAAUGCUAUUUAUAAUCAAUUUUUUAAUUUUUCAUCUUUCAUCUACAUUCCCUCUUUGUAUCUCCUCAGAGUCUUCUUUCCUGUCUUUUGCAAUGUUUGAUGUCUUUUAUUACAAGAAAUCUCAGUGCACUUCACUUAGGUGAAAACAUUGGCACCAUUAAGACCAGAAAACAUUUCACAAUGUUCGCCUAAAGAACAUUUAGCCAUUGCUACAAUCCAUACCAAAGUCUUAUGUCAUCUUAGCUGAACUAAUGUUACGCUUCGAUGUUAAAAUCUCUUCUAAAUGCAAGAUAGAAAUGGCUUUGACAAUUGUAUCUAUAGCUCUCGUCUUGACUUGUGCAGAGUUUCAUAGUUAUUUCAUACGGGGGGAUAGCCAGUGAGACAUCCAGUGAACAUACAUUAAUAAGCCUUUUUCAAACAUUUUCCUGCGUAUUGGAGACUCUGUAGAAUCUUAGAUAUUGUAUUUACUCGAUGGGAAAUGUAAGUUUUGUGUCUCUCAUGUUGAGAUGUGGUUUAAUAGUGUUUAAGCUCUAUAUCAGUUUCUUUCCUUCUUGCACAGAGGAAAUGAGUGUGUGUGUAUGUAUGUAUGUAUGUGUGUCAAAGGCGAAAGUGUCUGACAAUAAGAGUAGCAAGGUUACUUAUGUUACCUUGUCCUGCUCUUGUUGUAAAGUCUGUUAAGGGCGAAUAUAGUUCUUUGCAUGUGAUAUCAAGUAUGCACAUGUUGUGGAUCUCAGUGAUUUGCAAUAAAUAUUUAUUAAAAAUCU
Labeo rohita (rohu) is the source of this 3962-nucleotide messenger RNA. RefSeq names its product kelch-like family member 11 (gene klhl11). The transcript is spliced from 2 exons. Gene Ontology annotation, molecular function: protein binding. Lineage: Eukaryota; Metazoa; Chordata; Actinopteri; Cypriniformes; Cyprinidae. The record is from RefSeq and is a predicted model, not a curated record. Bases 59 to 2179 code for a protein of 706 amino acids.